Molecule: messenger RNA, 1195 nt
Organism: Tarenaya hassleriana
Lineage: Eukaryota; Viridiplantae; Streptophyta; Magnoliopsida; Brassicales; Cleomaceae
Product: cell differentiation protein RCD1 homolog
Exons: 9
Coding region: 106-1029 (307 amino acids)
Biological process (GO): mRNA catabolic process; negative regulation of translation
Cellular component (GO): P-body; CCR4-NOT complex; CCR4-NOT core complex
Source: RefSeq, a predicted model, not a curated record
CACUCCUCUACUGCCUGCCAAAAUCACUACACUCCCGAAUCGCCAAAAAAAAAAUAAAAUCCAGAGAGGAUUUUUUCCGGUGACUGUGUUUCCGCGGGGAAAAAAAUGCUGAACCUUCCGGAUUCUCUGUACGAGGACUACAAUCUCAUGGUGACUCGGUCCUCCGCCGCCGGAGCUUCCACCAGCCAACCUCCGCUCUCCGUCGCCACCAUCAUCCGCUGGAUCAACGAUCUUCAGUUUCCGGCGAGUCGAGAUUUGGCCCUCCAGAAUCUCGCCGACAAUAGGGACAGCUUUGAGGAUUUAGCGUUGCUCUUAUGGAGUUCUUCAAUCCCGAUUAGCGCACUGUUACAGGAGGUCAUUGGAGUGUACACAGAGCUUUCAUCGCCUGUUUUGUGUCCGAGGUUAUCAACUCGAGUGUACAAUGCUCUCCUUCUGUUUCAGUGCAUAGCCUCUCAUCCCGAGACAAGGGCAAAAUUUCUUAAGGCUAUGAUGCCACACUAUUUCUAUCCUUUGCUGCAAACGACACACACAGAUAAGCCCCGUGAAUACCUAAGGCUCGGCAGCUUGGGCGUCCUCGCUCAGCUGUUGAAAUCGCCGGAAUAUGAAGAAGGGGCACGUUUCCUGAUAGAUUCUGACGCGGUCAGUUGUUGCCUUCAUUGCCUUGGCAUUGGCUGUAUAGCAUCACAGACAGUAGCGACAUAUAUACUGCACAAGAUACUGAUGACGGAGGAGGGGCUGCAGUACUGCUGUGUACUGGCGGAGCGUUACUUUACAAUAGACGGGCUACUGAAGAAGCUGAUGGUGAAGCUAGCGGGCAUGAAGAAGAAGCCUCCUCCCAACUUGUUGCAGCUCGUUGUGGGGUGCUACCUCAGGCUCUCCAUGAAAUCCAGGGCGUGCGAGGGGAUAAGAAGGUACAUACCAAUUCUGCUAGUGGACAGCACCUUCGAGGAGUUCCUAUCUGAGGAUCCGCUGGCCAACGAUUACAGGAACAAGCUGCUUCAGAAUCUGAGAAACAAAGCGUUUAACUAAAUAUGCCAGAUUAUGUAUGCUAUCUGUCUCACCAAAAAACACAAAACGAAUACACACACAUAUCCACACACACACACAACCCCCAAAAAAGGAACAGAAACUUCCAGAGACUGUUAUGUAUAUGUAUGGUAUGGACCACAGAUGGAUGCUCUCUCUCUCUCUCUGA